AUGGCACCGGUUAUAGUUGAAUGUGGUAUAUGCCACGAGGCUGAUGGUAAAUAUAAAUGUCCCAAGUGUGGUGUACGAUACUGUUCCUUAAAAUGUUACAAAGAUGAUGGAAAGCACGUCCAUAAGGAAGUUGACGAACUCAAGGUUGGAGCAGAACCUACUUUGAUGGCCGCUAACAACAAGAGCUCUCCAGUAAACAGCAUCCCCAUUAUAAAAAAUAGCUUAAAAAAAGAAACUUUCAAUGACAUGUAUCAAAACAGUGCCCAGUUACAGGAACUAUUGACUUACAAUACAGUGAAAUUUCAUCUAGCGAAGGUUUACAAAAUAUUGUCUAGUAGCGUCAGCGAUGGAAGUUCCGGAACAAUGAAUAGUGACCUGCAAAGAGAGUUGGCUGUAAAUUAUCUAAAUACGUUACGCUAUGGUGGUAUACACUAUAAUGAAGCCAUCGAAGAGUUUUGUCAGAUACUAUUAGACAAAUUGAGUGAAGUCAAAGAAUAA
Messenger RNA from Saccharomyces kudriavzevii IFO 1802, 498 nucleotides. RefSeq names its product Hit1p (gene HIT1). Lineage: Eukaryota; Fungi; Ascomycota; Saccharomycetes; Saccharomycetales; Saccharomycetaceae. Bases 1 to 498 code for a protein of 165 amino acids. The transcript has a single exon. The record is from RefSeq and is a predicted model, not a curated record.